AUGGCCCCACUGAUGACCCUCUGUAUCCUCUCCAGCUCCUUCUCAAAUGAGAUCCUGGGUCUGAAGCUGCCGCUGGAACCAGUGCUAAAUGCCAACACAGUCUGCCUGACCUUGCCUGGCUUGACACGGCGGCAACUGGAGGUAUGUGUCCGGAAUCCUGACGUGACGGCUUCUGCCAUUCAAGGCAUCCAGAUUGCCAUCCACGAGUGCCAGCACCAGUUCCGUGACCAGCGAUGGAAUUGCUCUAGCCUGGAGACCAAGAAUAAGAUUCCGUACGAAAGCAUCAUCUUCAGCAGAGGUUUCCGGGAAAGUGCUUUUGCCUAUGCCAUUGCAGCGGCAGGAGCGGUGCAUGCUGUCUCCAACGCUUGCUCCCUGGGCAAGCUGCAGGCAUGCGGAUGUGACCAGAAGCGCCGAGGGGACGAGGAAGCCUUCCGCAUCAAGCUGCACCGGCUUCAGCUGGAGGCCAUGAACCGGGGCAAAGGAAUGAUGCACGGUGUGCACCUGGAGCACGUGCCAGCUGAGGCCCCAGGCCUGCAGGACUCCUGGGAAUGGGGGGGCUGCAGCCCAGAUGUGGACUACGGGGAGAAGUUUUCCAAGGACUUCCUAGAUUCUCGAGAGACCUACCGAGACAUCCAUUCCCGCAUGAGGCUGCAUAACAACCGUGUUGGCCGACAGGUGGUGAUGGAGAACAUGCGGAGGAAAUGCAAGUGCCACGGCACCUCUGGGAGCUGUCAGCUGAAGACGUGCUGGCAAGUGACUCCUGAGUUCCGGCUGGUGGGCUCACUGCUCAAAGAGCGCUUCUCUGGGGCCAUGCUGAUCCGGCCCCACAACAGGAACACAGGACAGAUGGAGCUAGGUCACGCCCGCCACCGGCGUCGGGCUGGCAUCAGUGACCUGGUUUACUUUGAGAAAUCACCAGACUUCUGUGAGAGGGAACCAGCCUUAGACUCCAUGGGCACGCAAGGGCGCUUGUGCAACAAGACCAGCCCAGGCAUGGACAACUGUGAGAGCUUGUGCUGCGGGCGGGGGCACAACAUCCUGCGGCAAACACGCAGCGAGCGCUGCAACUGCAAGUUCCACUGGUGCUGCUUUGUGGCUUGUGAGGAGUGCCGGCUCACCGAGUGGGUCAGCGUCUGCAAGUGAUCCGGGGCCCACCGGAUGCU
This is a messenger RNA of Euleptes europaea (tarantolino), 1163 nucleotides long. RefSeq names its product Wnt family member 10A (gene WNT10A). The transcript has 3 exons. Gene Ontology annotation, cellular component: extracellular region. The coding region runs from base 1 to 1143 and encodes 380 amino acids. The record is from RefSeq and is a predicted model, not a curated record. NCBI's taxonomy places the organism in Eukaryota, Metazoa, Chordata, Lepidosauria, Squamata, Sphaerodactylidae. Gene Ontology annotation, molecular function: frizzled binding; cytokine activity. Gene Ontology annotation, biological process: canonical Wnt signaling pathway; neuron differentiation; cell fate commitment.